Molecule: messenger RNA, 1599 nt
Organism: Striga hermonthica
Lineage: Eukaryota; Viridiplantae; Streptophyta; Magnoliopsida; Lamiales; Orobanchaceae
Source: the annotation of a GenBank genome assembly
AUGGGAUUUUUAGUUGGCUACGUCGUGGGCUUUGCGUUAGGCUUCGGCUUGAUCGUUGGCUUUGCUCGUUACCAGAACAGCAGAUCCAAAAGACGAACAGAUUUGUUGAAUUGGCUUAACCAUCAGAUUGAUAAGAUAUGGCCCUACGUUGAUGAGGCAGCAUCAGAGAUAAUAAGGAACUCGGUGGAGCCGAUUCUCGAGCAAUAUAGGCCGGCAAUUUUGGCUUCUCUCAAGUUUUCUAAGCUGACUCUAGGGACUGUGGCACCACAGUUCACAGGAGUUUCUAUCCUUGACGGGGACCCUAACGAGAUAAUUAUGGAAUUGGACUUGCAGUGGGACGGUAACCCAAACAUCGUACUUGAUAUCAAGACUAGAGUUGGUGUAGCUCUACCUAUACAGGUAAAAAAUAUUGGAUUCACGGGGGUUUUUAGGUUGAUAUUCAAACCGCUGGUCGAUGAGUUCCCUUGUUUUGGCGCCGUUUGUUAUUCGUUAAGAGAGAAGCGGAAUCUCGAUUUUACCCUCAAAGUGAUUGGUGGCGAUAUAUCGGCAAUUCCAGGGAUAUCAGAUGCCCUUGAGGAUACAAUACGCGAUGCUGUUGAAGAUUCGAUAACCUGGCCGAUACGUAAAAUCGUACCCAUUAUACCGGGAGAUUAUAGUUACUUGGAGGUGAAGCCGGUCGGGAUCUUGGAAGUGAAGCUCAUAGAAGCCAAGGAAUUAACAAACAAGGACAUUAUCGGCAAAUCUGAUCCGUUCGCAAAGAUAUACAUCCGCCCUUUACGUGACCGAACAAAAACCAGCAAAACAAUUGAUAACCAAAUAAACCCAAUCUGGAACGAACACUUUGAGUUUGAGGUGGAGGAUUUGUCCACUCAAAACGUCACGGUCAAGGUUUAUGACGAUGAAGGAAUUCAAGCGGCCGAGUUAAUCGGCUGUGCUCAAGUCCCACUGCGUAAUCUCGAGCCCGGAAAAGUCAAAGACGUGUGGCUAAAGCUGGUCAAGGACUUAGAAAUCCAAAGGGACAACAAAAACAGAGGACAGGUGCAUUUGGAGCUGCUGUAUUGUCCUCUGAACUCGGAGAGCAAAUUCAAGAACCCAUUUGACCCGGAUUUCAGGUUGACUUCCCUCGAGAAGGCUCUCAAACAAGUGACGGAAGAUGGGGCAGAUAGUCCUUGCCCGGACCUCCCGAAAUCUAAUUCCAUGAGAAGUGACGUUAUUACAAGAGGCGUACUUUCGGUGACUGUAGUGUCGGGUGAGGACUUGCCAGCCACGGAUUUCAUGGGGAAAUCGGACCCUUUUGUGGUGCUCCUGAUGAAAAAGGCGGGCCAGAAGAACAAGACACGGGUGUUAAACGACACGUUGAAUCCGGUUUGGAAUCAGACGUUCGAUUUUGUGGUGGAGGAUGCGCUGCACGAGCUGCUCAUCCUCGAGGUUUAUGACCACGACACGUUUGGGAAGGACAAGAUGGGAAGGUGCGCCAUGACGUUAACGAGGGCUAUAGUCGAAGGCGAAUUUACCGACACUUUCCCGAUCGAUGGUGCAAAAUCUGGGAAGCUCACUUUGCAUCUCAAGUGGACUUCACAAAGUAUCAUCAAGGAAUGA